Molecule: messenger RNA, 1454 nt
Organism: Musca domestica (house fly)
Lineage: Eukaryota; Metazoa; Arthropoda; Insecta; Diptera; Muscidae
Product: protein pangolin, isoforms A/H/I/S
Exons: 4
Coding region: 272-1378 (368 amino acids)
Biological process (GO): canonical Wnt signaling pathway; regulation of transcription by RNA polymerase II
Cellular component (GO): beta-catenin-TCF complex
Molecular function (GO): DNA-binding transcription factor activity, RNA polymerase II-specific; RNA polymerase II cis-regulatory region sequence-specific DNA binding
Source: RefSeq, a predicted model, not a curated record
AUGCUUUAGCUGUUCUCUCUUCUGGAAUCUAAAUACGCCUUUACAAAGAAUUCUACCUGCUUGCGGUGGGACUGUGAUACUGAAUACAGUAUUCAAAGUGCAGAAGUGUGUAUAUGAAUGGGUACAUACAUAAACAGAUGUGGGAUAGAAGAGCAAAUGCAAAUCAACUAAGUGGGUUCCCAUCUAUUUGCGUCUUGGCUCAAUAAAGUUCUGAUUACAUUCUACCGCAAAAAUGUGGAGGCGGUGUUUAAUAUAAUGGUAAAUUAGAAAUAUGCCGAAUACGACAGAUACCCGUACAACGACAUCGCCAGGGGAUGAUUUGGGAAGCACCGAUGAAGUGAAGAUAUUUAAGGAUGAAGGUGAUCGGGAAGAUGAAACAGUGUCCUCUGAAAAUUUGUUGGAAGAAAAAUCUAGUUUAAUCGACUUAACCGAAAUUGCUGAUAAAUGUAGUGACAUACAAUCGAAAUCUGCAAGUAGUCCAAUCUUUAACAAAACAGAAUCACGCACCCAAGACUUUAAUAUGACGUACCUCGUUCCCUAUUCCUACUCCAAUUCAUCCGCCACUGGACUCCCUGUAUCAGUGGCCAACAAACUGGGAUUACGAUGUUUUCUAAGUCAAACUGGAGAACACUUCACCUCUCCUCCCCCCGCUCACUGCGGCAUUCAACCUUAUCAUUUAGAUGCAAAAGCGAUGGGGAUAACCAGAACAUCAAUUUAUCCACUUCCUUCUAGUCAAUAUCCAUACACAAUUUUAAGUCCAGAAAUAACACAGGUUACAGCCUGGCGCACACCAUCGGUUUAUUCAGCGACUAACUUUCAAAGCACUUACCAUACCUCAUUGUCAAGCGAAAUCUCUAACAAUUUAUCACUUCGAUUUUCGUCGAAUGUAUUACCUCCAGUGCACACAUCACCAUAUCAUGUUAUUGGCCCACAAACUGAAGUUGAGAGAGUAAUUAAUAACUACAAUGAAAAGGAUGUCACUACUACUAGUCACAAUAACAUGGAAUAUAAAAACAAAAAACAUCAACAUAUUCAGAAGCGACCUCAAGACGUUCCAAGCGAUAAAAAGAAACCACAUAUAAAAAAACCAUUAAAUGCCUUUAUGCUCUAUAUGAAAGAAAUGAGAGCAAAAGUUGUAGCAGAGUGUACAUUGAAGGAGUCAGCAGCAAUAAAUCAAAUACUGGGGCGACGUUGGCAUGAAUUAUCACGUGAAGAGCAAGCUAAAUAUUACGAAAAGGCACGACAUGAACGACAGUUACAUAUGGAACUUUAUCCAGGAUGGAGUGCGAGGGAUAACUAUGGAUACGUAUCCAAGAAAAAGAAACGAAAAAGGAAUAAUAACUCUAUAGAAUCUUCUAAAAGCAUUAAAAAAAGUUAAAUUUUAAUUCACAUUUACACCCUAUCCUUUUUUAAGCCUGCAAAGAUAUAUAUAUAUAUAUAUAUAUAUAUAUAUA